GCAUGGCGGGGGAAGUGUUGAUGUCGGACCGAAAAAUAUUGCAAUUAUGUGUCUUACUGUGUUGCAUUGUUGCACUGCAGGCUUCCAGACUGAAUGCUCCUCGGGUCCUCUUGCCGUACAACCAUGAAAUACCAUCAAACUUCACGCUGAAGGUGUAUGAAGGAGGCUGUUAUAGAUGGUCAUGUUCAAGAGAUGGUGUGGUCUCACUAGAUGAAGAUCUAAAAGACGGCUGUGCAAAUCAAGUCCAUGUAUCAGCCAUUUGCCGAUCCCCUUCCCGACAGACAGCUAUCAUCCUGGCACAGGACCCUGUGAGUGGUGGUCUUCUUCGAUGUGAUGUUCUUGUUGAUACUAUCCAUCACCUUGUGAUUGUUACCACCACCAGGGAACUUUAUGUAGAAGAAGCACCAGAAGAGUUUGUGGUGCGUGCGUACGAUGACCAAGGAAAUGAAUUCUCUACUUUGGAAGGUAUUGAAUUUAUUUGGGAACUUCAGACUAUCACAAACAGAGAGAGUGUUGUGGCUGCUCAUACCAUUCUCAGGUUCUUGACGUAUGAGGAAUCCCCGUACAAGGUUCCAACAGCCAUUGAGCCUCUAGAGGCAAAUGGUCGACGAGGAAACAUGAUUUUGAUUGAAGGAAAACAGACUGGUUCAGCCCGAGUGUCUGUGAGGGUAGCCCAUCCUGCAUACAAGGAUUUAGCCCCAGCCUCAGUUGACCUGAUGGUUGUAGCCAACCUUCUCCUUGAUCCAGUAGAUGUAUAUGUAUUGCCACACACUGCUGUUCAGUACACUGUCUCCCAACUGAAGCAGGGUCAUUUGUCUACCAUUGAUGUCCGGGGAUCACAGUAUUACUUGCAAGUGGAAAACAGUGAAGUAGCUGAGUUGAAUGAUGACAGUAUUAGCAUUACUGCACUGAGUUUGGGCACUACACAGGUCAUUCUCAAGGAUAAGAAUGUAGCAUCUUCAGAACUAGUGAAGCAGCCAACUGCCACAGUUCAUGUGGUUGACCCAUCAUACCUUACAAUAUCCAUAGCUCCUCACUACAACCCUGCACUUGUUCGAGGGAGACACUAUGCUUUUAUUGUCAAUGUUUAUGACAAGCAUAACAACAAGAUCUUCUUGGCUGAUAAUAUUGUGAUUGAGACGACAAUAUCUCCAGAUUAUUUCACAGUAGAGUAUGUGUCCAAGAAUGGCUCCUAUGUAUAUGGUGUCCCAAUCAAGACUGGAAAAACUAAAGUUCAGGCUACACUCUCAGCAGUGGAGGUUGGCAGCAGCAUACUGGAGAUAACGCCACCACUUAAAACAAGUGAAGAUUUGGAGAUAUUUGACCCUUUGUCUGUUAUUCCCCCUCGCACAGUCUUGCCAUGGGACCCAGUGACUAAACCAAUGUAUAGUGUCAAUCUUACUGCUGUCGGUGGUUCUGGAUCACUGUCAUGGAGCAGCAGCAAUGGAGAUAUUGUUGGAGUUUCUCAGACUGGGGUUUGUAAGACCAAAGCCCAGGGUUCCGUCACUGUCACAGCUGUUAUGAUGCUUAAUACACACAACAAGGACUCUGCUCAGAUCCACAUUGUCGAAGCCUUGGGUUUAAGUCUUCUUGAAGGUGUGGUUGAAGUGGAAGUAGACACUCCACUUCCUCUCCAUGUCGCUUCAUUCACCCAGUGGGACAAUACCCAAGUCCCAUUCACAGUCUGCCAUCAGCUGCCAUUCAAGGUGGAACCUUCGGAAGUUUCAUUUGCUGCUCUGCCUGAUGUGAAAACUCCCACUGUCAACAAUUCCUGUGCUGUUGUAGAAGUUGUUGGUAAAACUCCAGGCUUUUCCAAAGUAAAGGUCUCAUAUGAAAGUUCCAAGGGGGAACUGGCAGCUUCAGCAGAUGUUGCAGCCUUUAGGCCUCUUCGUCCAACUAAUCCAGCUUCAGGGGAGACUGUUCUGGCAUUAGGAUCCUCAAGGGUUGUGGUGUUUCAAGGAGGGCCACUUCCUUGGAUUGGAAAGCCAACCAGUCAUUUUGCUCGAGUUGAAAUUGAUGAUGCAGAAAAGGUUGAAGUAAAACUACUGGAAGGACUCAAGAAACAGGCAGACUUGCAUGCAGUCAGAGUGCACUGUCAUAGUCUUGGAGAAUUUACUGUUACACUCACAGUUGGCAACAAGCCCUCACCAACACUUCGACAUCCUCGCACUGUUGAUUCCUCCUUAAAGGUUAUUUGUGCCUUGCCAGAUUCCAUCAGCUUACAGGCCGUUAGCAAAAGACCUGUGGGUGCACAAGGACAGUGUCCUGUGUUUGCUGAGAUUGGAAUUGCACUUGCACAUUGCUAUAAACCUCUGCAGCUGGAGGUAAUAGUUACUGAUUCUGAAAAUCGCAAGUUCGACAAUGUUUCAUCUCUUGCCUUGAAAUGGGACUUGUCUGAUGAUAGCUUAGCUUCUACUCCUGCAGAACCAUCAAGUCUUACACAGGUUACAAAUUUACAUGGAUACAACCUCCCCAUGUUUUCUUACCAAACCCUAGAACCAACUGGGCAGGUUGGAGAGGUGGUUGUUAGUGUGAAGUUAAAUGGUUAUAAUAAGUUUGUGUCACAAACAUCUAGACAACAUCCUGUCCCAUCCCUUUCUGCUUCUCUUCCUGUGAAGCUGGUUCAAGAUGCUGUGUUGAAUCCAUCACAUGCUGUAUUGUACCAGCAUAAGGACAAUAUGCUGGAAUUGUCUCUAUCUGGAGGUUCUGGAUUCUUUGAGCUCCAAGCUCCUGAGAAUGAAAUUGUCUCCUUGGUCUACUUAGAGAAUGAAAUGAAAGUUAAUGUUCGUCCUCUGUCUGAUGGGGAUGUAACAGUCAGUCUCAUUGAUGUGUGCUUAGAAGCUGAGACACCUGUUAGUUCAACAAUUAAGGUGGCUAGCAUUGUAUCCCUUGACUUGGUGAUGGUUGACCGUGUGGAACUUGGAGGAACAUUGGAGGCUGAGGUCAUAGCAAGGGAUGCAAGUGGAAACUCUCUACCUGCACACUUUCUCAUGGAUUUGACCCUAAAUCCUCAAGCUAAUAUUAUUACAACCAAAUAUUUAGGCACCAACAAUAAUGACAAUGCCAUAUAUGAAGUAAUUGGUCGGCAUGUAGGUGAUACAACUCUUAGGGCAAGUGCAGGGAAUGGUCCUAUGGGAGAUAGUGUUAUUCAUAGUCCAUCUAAGCCUGUGCAAGUCUUCCCUCCCCUCACUCUACAGCCCAAGAAUAUCACACUCAUUAUUGGUGCUAAUUAUCAAGUUGAAACAAAAGGUGGACCAUAUCCUGAUGCCACAGUUGUGUAUUCCAUGUUGAAUGAGACAAUUGCCAAUACAUCACACACAGGUGUUAUCACAGCUCUGUCCCUCGGCACUACAAUCCUUACCGCUCAGGCUAUUAGCAUCAACAAAGAAAAUGGAGUGACUGUUGUUUACUCACAGGACACAGUGAUAGUAAAUGUUGUGCCUCUGACAAGUAUACACAUUCAUGCCCCACUAACACAUCUGGAGACAGGGACAACCAUGCCUCUCUAUGCCAUUGGAAAUGAAGAGGACCAGAACCCUCUAGCAUAUGCAACAGCACUACCACCUUUGUUGUUUGAGUGGACAGUCAGCAACAAGCAAGUUGCCGCCUUUAAUGGAAUAUUUAAGGAGAAUGGAAUAAUAGAAUCCAAGGAGAAUAAUGGCAUCGUUCAGCUAAGUGCAGAGCAAGCUGGGCGCGUGACAGUUACACUGAAAGUUAAACCAGUUAUUCCAUCUAGCUUCCCCAACUUCCAGCUGACAGAUAAUGCUCUCCUUACAGAUAAAUUAGAGGUUAAGGUGUUUGAUUCCCUUAGACUCAAGCAUCCUGAUGAUGGAUCCUCAAAUUUAUUACUAUCACCUGAAGCAGAGACCAAAAUCAAGACCAAUAGAGAUGGUAAUGGAAAAUUGUCAUAUGCAGUUGAAGGAUGUAAAAGAGAUUCAGCAAAAGCAGCAGAUGUAAUUACUGUAAGCCCCGAUGGUGUUGUUAAUUCUGGCAGCACAACUGGUCAGGCUACAGUGAUUGUCACAGUUGAGGAGAACUUUGGAGUCACACAAAGUAUUUCCAUCUUAGUUGAGGUGAAGAAAAUGACCUACCUACAAGCAGGUGUAGAGGUGUUUAUGAGCACUUUGCCAGGAGAAUCCCUCAGUGUAGUCCCAGUUGGUGUAACUAUGAUGCUUCAUCUGACAUACCAUGACAACCGUGGGCGUAUUUUUCAUGCCACAAAUGCUCACCCUACCUUUAGAUCAUCAAGAUUUGAUCUCGUAGAUGUGAAACGUGGGGGAACAAAUAAUACCCUACAGGUGACUGUGAGAGGAACAGGCCAAACAGUUCUUCAUAUCUGGAAUGAGAAAGAUGCUCUUGUUAGUGGUUUCCUUCACAUUAACACUGGGCUUGGCAUAUUUCCUCAUAAGACUGUGAUACCUCUUGGUGGACACAUUUGCUUGUCUUCAAGCAUAAGGAGUCCAGAUGGAGAAGCAGACUCACCUAGGGAAUGGUCAUCAGCUGGGGAUAUUCUACAGCUGGGCACUGACAGUGGCGUUGCUUUUGGACAGCAGAUUGGACGCUCUGUUGUGUCUUACAAAGUCAGCUCUUCUCUCACAGCUGCUACAGAAAUCAGUGUCACUCCAAUUACCAAGAUUUCCUUGAGCAUUCCAACCCAGGCCAUAACAACAGGGGAAGAGAGUGAGCCAUAUCUUGCAAUGGUAACCCUGGGAGGAGAAGGAAUUAUGUCAGGGGAGUCUCAGUGUAAGCCUGCAGAGGGACUCCUUGUCAGUCCACCUUUCACAUGCAUUGUAGCCUUCUCUCCGCCCAUUCCUCAGGUUGAUGCAAAGGAAGUUCUUAAAGCUAGUGCAGUCUAUAUGGCCAAGAGAGGAUAUGCUUGUGAAAUUAGCUCUUUGAGCAGCCCUUCUCCACUUCUGGCUAAAGGUCAGGCUUCAGUUAUACUGGAAGCUGUAGUGGUCAGCCGAGGGCAGCAAGGUGAAGUGAGGUCAGGCCAGGUAACAAUACCAUUCUACCCAGCACCAUUUGCAGAAAUCUCAGAAGUUACACUUACCAAUGAAGUACCAUCUACAUCUAUUGAGAUUCAGGGAACAUUUGAGGUUCUUAGUACUCUAGAAAUCACAAGUGAUGUCAGCCAAUUGGAUUUGUCUCUAGGUACAGCAGAGAGUAACAAACGACCUCUGAUGCUAAGCCUAAGAGACUCAGUGUGGUCUGAGGUACCUGAAGAACCUCUCACAAUUGCAAUUUCUUCACCAUACACCAGGAGUAAAAUUGAGGUUUCAGUGAAGGUAGAACAGGUUGGGGAUGGUUACUGUGCAUCACCAAGAGACCUAGGCAUCAUCAACUUGUUGGUGACGUUCCUAACAACAUACGACAGGCUCCUCAUCAGCAUUGCCUGUCUGGUUCUCACAGUUGCCUGCAUAGUCAUAAGUUAUCAUGCCUUGUUUGGUCCUGGGUAUAAACAGACUCAGCAAACAGGUGUGUUUGCAAAUUCACCUAUGCCAGGACCUGCUAUGACAGCAUUUUCUCCAAAUCGCCCUUCGCCUUCGGGGAGUGGAAGCAGUGGAGUGAGUGGAGGCAUGGACUCCUUAGCAAAGCGGUUGGAUUACUCCCCUUCACCACAGAGGAUCACUUUGUGGAGUGUGAAUAAUGAACCAAUAUAUGGAGCUCCUCCUUUCAGACGAGGGGCUUAUGAGGAUUCUCCAACUUAUAGAUCUUCACCAAAGUGAUCCUGUGAUGAUUAGAUAAAUUUUUUCUUAGUGGCUAAACAAUUUUUUUUUUUUUUUUUUUUUUUUCUGUCUUUUAGAUUGAUGGAUUUGUUUUUCUCUGUUGAGUUUGAGUGUUUUAAGAGCUGUACUUAAACAAAUUAGAUAGCAGAUAGAUAUAUUCCUUUCUAGUUAGCAUUCAAGAUGAACCUUUGAAAGUGAGUGUAUUAAUGCUGAACAGUAACAGUAGAGUAUAGAGAAGUAAUUUCCUUAAAUAAACAGUUUACUGUAUAAAGCUUAAGGUUUAUGUGUACUUGUAUUUCCUAUUUUUUUAAUGUGUACAGUUACUGCAGUGAUUGCAAAUUCAGAAGUCAAAAAGAUGUAAAAUAGAAGAUGCAUUUGCAGUUUUAUAUUAUGAGAUGGGAUUUUGUCUGCAUAAUGUCAUGGUAUUGUAAUCUGUUUUAUUGAAUACAUUAUCCAUUGUCAAUUAUCUUGAUGUAAAAAUGUACUUCCAGUCUCUGUAAGAUGAAGAAAUUUGUGUUCAUUUCGAACAGUAAGAUAUAAGAAAAAGUGCUUUGCAAAGAGGACCAGGUAUGGUAAAUGGUUUGGUACAUACAUGCCAUGUCCACUGUGAGUUAAGUUUCAUAAUUGUGUUUACACAUGGAUGGCUCCACAAGUACUUAGUCACCAAAGAGUCAAUUUCCAGUCAUACCUAGCUCACCUGUUUCCCCUUUUCUUGGAAUUUUGGAAAGAUAAUUUUUAUUUUCUAUUGCUGUUAGUAUUUAAUAAUCAUAACAUUGAUGAUGACGAAAGCAGUAUCAUUAUUAGAGUAAACAUUUUAUCUAAAAAUUCAAAGAAUGGGGAAAUCAGGUGAGGUGAUGUCAGGCCUAUUAAUUGACUCCUUAGUUGUUGAGCAGUUGUAGAGCCAUCUGUUUUCAACAAAAUUCACAAAAAAUACAGUGAACAGUACUUGUACCCCCAUGCAAAGGGUUAAAGUAAUGAUACAGAAAGGCUAAGAUUUACACCUGUGAUACUUGAUAAACCUUGUGUUCCAUGCACAGUAGUAAAUUAAAAUUGUAUGUAUGCACCUUGAAGUGCAUUACAUUAAUUAAUUGUAAAACUGGCUUUGCAGUGUUGCAGCAGCUUGUUGAUAUGUGCUCACUGUGAAAACCCAUAAUAUUACAGUGUAGUCAUUCUUU
Messenger RNA from Penaeus chinensis, 6901 nucleotides. It is a transcript of the gene Gp210, whose product is annotated as nuclear pore membrane glycoprotein 210-like. The coding region runs from base 3 to 5726 and encodes 1907 amino acids. The record is from RefSeq and is a predicted model, not a curated record. Lineage: Eukaryota; Metazoa; Arthropoda; Malacostraca; Decapoda; Penaeidae. The transcript has 36 exons. Gene Ontology annotation, cellular component: nuclear pore.